AUGAGGAGUGAAAUAGUGCUUGUUGUUGGGUUGUUUUUAACUGUUUUAUUCUCUUCUCCACAGGGUGAUUUGGCUGGAUAUAAAUGGAGCACAGAAUCUAUUAACUGGAGUGCGAUUACGAAACUCAUUGGAGUCAAUGACGAGUACCAUAACGCUGGCGAGUUCGAAGCUCUUUGCAAGAUUUACAGAAUCACGCAGGCAGAAGCCCCGCAGCCUUUCUUUAAGAAUCGUGAGAGGGAAGGUGAGAUUGUGAAGAAGUUGCAGGAAAUGAUCAGUGAGACGGAGGCUGCGGGUGGUAAUAAAGUUUUGAAUAAAUCAGCUAACAGCACAACAGCAUAUCAGGAGAUAAAGAAACUUCUUGAAAAGGCGAAAAAGCUGAAGGAAGAAAUAGAAGUCAACAGGACAAAAGCCUUGAAUGCAAGUCGCUCUGCUGAAGAAAAUAUGCUGAGGGCUGUGUAUGGCGAUGCUGUGGAUGUGGCAAGAAAUGGGAAUAAAACAUUGGAGGAGGCCAUGAGGGGAAACAAGUCACUGCUGUUCAAUAGUGUUGAUGAUGCAGGUACAAGUUGUGGUUCUUACGGAGAGAAGCUGGUUGGCAAGACACUAAUCAAUGACUUUUUCUGCCUAUGUGUGGGAGAGGCUAAGAACGUGAAAAUAAAGCAAAAUCUUCUGCACCCCGGGCAUGUCACACCUUAUGACGGUGUGUAUAAUGGAUACAAUUGUCCCUGCAAGGAUGAAAUAAGGAGACCGAAAAGCGGCAGUUGGACUAUGAUGGCUGAAUAUUGUAAAGGUGGCGAAGACAUUUGUAACCCUGACAACGUAACAUAUGACCAUACUGAAGCAUGGGACGUGAUCAGUAAAGCUUGUGUAUACAAAAAUGUUGCAUCUAAUGUAAAAACCUUGAAGAGUGCACUGGCUCAGUUUGAUGCGUUGUUGAAUUUGGAACAGGAUGAGUAUCAAGUCAGGGGUAUUUUUGGUUAUGUUAGAACGGAAAAUAACGAAAAUCGCACGUGCACAGGUCACACUGCUGGGUUUACAUGUGUCAGUUACAAUCACACACUUGAAAAUGGUGGAAUUCCUUGGUACAACCGCCUUACUAAUGCUACCGAGCAACUACAAGAAAUGGCAAAGUAUGCCAAAGAAGCUGACAGUCAUCUUCAUGAAUUGGAAGAGUACCAACAUGAGGCAGAGGAAAUAUUUCUUGAGGUGAAACUUGGUGGUGAUGCAGAGCUGUGGAAAAAUAGCCGAGCUCAAGGUGAAAGUGACAGUGAAGGUUAUGAUACUGGGGUAAAUAAUGAUGGACUUACUCAUUUGAAUGUGGAAACUGGGGGGUUUACAUUAUUAAUUUUAUCUCUUAUUUGUAUCUUUUAG
This is a messenger RNA of Trypanosoma brucei brucei TREU927, 1368 nucleotides long. RefSeq names its product expression site-associated gene (ESAG) protein, putative. The record is from RefSeq and is a predicted model, not a curated record. Bases 1 to 1368 code for a protein of 455 amino acids. Lineage: Eukaryota; Euglenozoa; Kinetoplastea; Trypanosomatida; Trypanosomatidae. The transcript has a single exon.